Messenger RNA from Dipodomys spectabilis (banner-tailed kangaroo rat), 9148 nucleotides. RefSeq names its product mediator complex subunit 13L (gene Med13l). Gene Ontology annotation, biological process: regulation of transcription by RNA polymerase II. The transcript has 31 exons. Gene Ontology annotation, molecular function: transcription coregulator activity. The coding region runs from base 60 to 6692 and encodes 2210 amino acids. The record is from RefSeq and is a predicted model, not a curated record. Gene Ontology annotation, cellular component: mediator complex. NCBI's taxonomy places the organism in Eukaryota, Metazoa, Chordata, Mammalia, Rodentia, Heteromyidae.
UCGCCUCGGACGCCUCGCUCCGACAUGCCCCGCUCUGGCGGCCGGGCUCGCGGAGGAUCAUGACUGCGGCAGCGAACUGGGUGGCGAACGGGGCGAGCCUGGAGGAUUGUCACUCCAACCUCUUCUCGCUGGCUGAACUCACGGGGAUCAAAUGGCGUAGGUACAAUUUUGGAGGACAUGGGGACUGUGGACCCAUAAUUUCAGCCCCAGCCCAGGAUGACCCAAUCCUGUUAAGUUUCAUCCGCUGUCUGCAAGCCAACCUGCUGUGUGUAUGGCGUCGUGAUGUCAAACCAGAUUGCAAAGAGUUAUGGAUAUUCUGGUGGGGAGAUGAACCCAACCUAGUGGGUGUGAUACAUCAUGAGCUUCAGGUUGUUGAAGAAGGACUAUGGGAAAAUGGCCUUUCCUAUGAAUGUAGGACGCUGCUCUUCAAAGCGAUCCACAAUCUAUUAGAAAGGUGCCUAAUGGAUAAGAACUUCGUUAGGAUUGGGAAGUGGUUUGUUCGACCCUAUGAGAAGGAUGAAAAGCCAGUCAACAAGAGUGAGCAUUUGUCCUGUGCUUUCACAUUCUUUCUUCAUGGAGAAAGUAAUGUGUGCACAAGUGUGGAGAUUGCCCAACACCAGCCAAUUUAUUUGAUCAAUGAGGAGCAUAUACACAUGGCUCAGUCUUCACCUGCACCAUUUCAAGUACUGGUAAGCCCUUAUGGCUUAAAUGGCACACUAACAGGCCAAGCAUACAAAAUGUCAGAUCCGGCUACACGCAAGUUGAUUGAGGAAUGGCAAUAUUUCUAUCCGAUGGUGCUAAAAAAGAAAGAUGAAUUGAAAGAGGAAGAGGAAUUGGGAUAUGAUGAUGAUUUCCCUGUGGCAGUUGAAGUAAUUGUCGGUGGUGUUCGGAUGGUCUAUCCUUCAGCUUUUGUUUUGAUCUCUCAGAAUGACAUCCCAGUUCCUCAGAGUGUUGUCAGUGCUGGAGGCCAUAUUACAGUUGGGCAGCAGGGGCUUGGUAGUGUGAAGGACCCAAGUAACUGUGGAAUACCUCUGACCCCUCCCACCUCUCCAGAACAGGCUGUUGUAGGUGAAAGUGGAGGUAUGCAGAGUGCUGCCAGUCACCUAGGUUCCCAAGAUGGGGGCAUGAUAACUAUGCACAGUCCAAAGAGAUCGGGGAAGAUUCCUCCAAAUCUCCACAAUCAUAUGGUCCAUCGAGUGUGGAAGGAAUGCAUCCUCAACCGAGCCCAGUCCAAGAGGAGCCAGAUGUCAACUCCAACACUUGAAGAAGAGCCUGCUAACAGUCCUGCUGCUUGGGGUUUUGUGGAUCCAACCCAAAGAGUCAGCUGUUCUUGUUCCAGGCAUAAACUUUUAAAACGUUGUGCAGUAGGACCCAACCGACCUCCCACAAUAUCUCAACCAGGGUUCAGUGCAGGACCAUCUUCAGCUUCAUCUUUACCACCUCCUGCUUCUUCUAAGCACAAAACAACAGAAAGACAAGAAAAAGGAGACAAGUUGCAAAAGAGACCUCUGAUACCAUUUCACCACCGGCCCUCUGUUGCUGAAGAGUUAUGCAUGGAGCCAGACACAUCAGGACAGAAGCUAGGCUUGGCAGGGAUGGAUUCCUCUUUAGAGGUGUCUAGUAGUCGAAAGUAUGAUAAGCAAAUGGCUGUGCCUUCCAGAAACACAAGCAAGCAAAUGAAUCUGAAUCCUAUGGAUUCACCUCGUUCUCCUAUCUCCCCGCUACCACCAACACUCAGCCCUCAGCCACGAGGUCAGGAAGCAGAGAGUCUGGACCCACCUUCAGUCCCUGUGAAUCCAGCCUUGUAUGGAAAUGGGCUCGAACUUCAGCAGUUGUCCACUCUGGAUGACAGAACUGUCCUCGUAGGCCAAAGACUGCCUCUGAUGGCAGAGGUCAGCGAGACAGCCUUAUAUACUGGUAUUAGGCCCUCAAACCUGGAGUCAUCAGAGAAGUGGUGGCAAAGUUUUCGUCUCCCGUCCAGUGAUGAUGCUGAGUUCCGACCUCCAGAACUCCAGGGUGAGAGAUGUGACACCAAAAUAGAGGGGCCCUCAGAGAGCACUGCACUGCAAAGACUCCUAGCACAACCUAACAAACGGUUUAAGAUCUGGCAAGACAAGCAGCCCCAGAUGCAGCCGCUCCACUUCCUUGACCCAUCGCCUCUCUCACAACAACCUGGAGAUGGUCUGGGAGAAGUCAAUGACCCAUACACCUUUGAGGAUGGGGACAUAAAAUACAUCUUCACAGCAAACAAGAAAUGCAAACAAGGGACAGAGAAAGACUCCCUGAAGAAGAGCAAGUCAGAGGAUGGAUUUGGUACCAAGGAUGUCACUACACCAGGUCAUUCCACGCCGGUGCCUGAUGGGAAAAAUGCCAUGUCUAUUUUCAGUUCUGCUACUAAAACAGAUGUCCGACAAGAUAAUGCUGCUGGCAGAGCUGGCUCCAGUAGCCUUACACAGGUGACAGACUUGGCACCUUCCCUGCAUGACUUAGACAACAUCUUUGAUAAUUCUGAUGAUGAUGAACUUGGGGCUGUAUCCCCUGCACUACGCUCAUCAAAAAUGCCUACAAUUGGGACAGAAGACCGGCCUCUUGGAAAGGAUGGAAGAGCUGCUGUUCCUUACCCACCAACAGUUGCAGAUUUACAGAGGAUGUUCCCCACCCCUCCAUCUUUGGAACAGCAUCCUGCCUUUUCACCUGUGAUGACUUACAAAGAUGGGAUACUUCCAGAGACAGUGACGGCGUUAGGUAUGAUGGAGAGUCCUGCGGUCAGUAUGGUUUCCACACACCUCCCAGAAUUCAAAAUGGAAGUGGAAGAUGGAUUAGGAAGUCCCAAGCCAGAAGAAAUAAAGGACUUUUCAUAUGUGCACAGACCUCCACCUUUUCAACCAUUUGUGGGAUCCUCCAUGUUUGCUCCACUGAAGAUGUUGCCGAGCCAUUGCCUGCUACCUCUGAAAAUACCCGAUGCCUGUCUGUUUCGGCCUUCGUGGGCAAUUCCUCCUAAAAUCGAACAACUGCCCCUGCCCUCUGCAGCCACUUUCGUUAGAGAUGGCUACAAUAAUGUGCCUAGUGUUGGGAGCCUAGCAGAUCCAGACUAUCUGAACACACCACAGAUGAACACACCAGUGACACUGAACAGUGCUGCCCCAGCCAGCAACAGUGGGGCAGGAGUCCUCCCAUCUCCAGCAACACCUCGUUUCUCUGUUCCCACACCACGAACCCCCAGGACUCCAAGAACUCCCAGAGGUGGGGGCACUGCCAGUGGUCAAGGGUCUGUUAAAUAUGACAGCACUGAUCAGGGCUCACCAGCCUCUACCCCUUCUACCACGCGGCCCCUUAACUCUGUGGAGCCUGCCACCAUGCAGCCAAUUCCUGAAGCCCAUAGUCUGUAUGUCACCCUGAUUCUCUCAGAUUCUGUGAUGAAUAUCUUUAAGGACCGGAACUUUGACAGUUGUUGCAUCUGUGCCUGCAACAUGAACAUCAAAGGGGCAGAUGUUGGGCUUUACAUCCCAGAUUCUUCCAAUGAGGACCAGUACCGCUGCACCUGUGGGUUUAGUGCCAUCAUGAACCGCAAACUUGGCUACAAUUCGGGACUCUUCCUUGAAGAUGAGUUGGAUAUUUUUGGGAAGAAUUCUGAUAUUGGCCAAGCUGCAGAGAGGCGCUUAAUGAUGUGUCAGUCUACCUUUCUUCCUCAGAUGGAGGGAGCUAGGAAGUCUCUGGAGCCACCCAUAAGCCUUCUCCUCCUCCUGCAGAAUCAGCACACACAACCUUUUGCUUCUCUGAGUUUCCUGGACUACAUUUCCUCUAACAAUCGCCAAACAAUUCCCUGUGUGAGCUGGAGUUAUGACCGGGUGCAGGCAGAUAAUAAUGACUACUGGACGGAAUGCUUUAAUGCACUGGAGCAGGGGCGACAGUAUGUGGAUAAUCUCACAGGUGGAAAAAUAGAUGAAGCUUUGGUGAGAAGUGCCACUGUGCAUUCAUGGCCUCACAGCAAUGUGCUGGACAUCAGCAUGCUCUCCUCCCAGGAUGUGGUGCGCAUGCUGUUGUCUCUGCAGCCCUUUCUCCAAGAUGCCAUCCAGAAGAAGCGCACGGGCCGGACCUGGGAGAACAUCCAGCACGUGCAGGGGCCACUAACCUGGCAGCAGUUCCAUAAGAUGGCAGGACGCGGAACCUACGGCUCAGAGGAGUCCCCGGAGCCGCUGCCCAUCCCCACUCUGCUAGUGGGCUAUGACAAGGACUUCCUGACCGUCUCUCCGUUCUCCUUGCCCUUCUGGGAGAGGCUGCUGCUGGACCCGUACGGGGGCCGCCGCGAUGUUGCCUAUAUUGUGGUGUGUCCCGAAAAUGAGGCCUUGCUCGAAGGAGCCAAAACUUUCUUCAGGGACUUGAGUGCUGUGUACGAGAUGUGUAAGCUUGGGCAGCACAAGCCCAUCUGCAAAGUGCUACGCGACGGAAUCAUGCGUGUGGGGAAGACUGUGGCCCAGAAGCUGGCAGAUGAACUUGUGAGCGAGUGGUUUAACCAGCCCUGGAGCGGCGAGGAGAAUGACAAUCAUUCCAGACUCAAACUUUAUGCGCAAGUUUGCCGCCAUCACCUAGCACCUUACUUGGCUACUCUGCAACUCGACAGCAGCCUGUUGACCCCACCCAAGUACCAGCCUCCACCGCCAGCAGCCCAGGGACAAGCUACUCCUGGGACUGCUGGGCCUUUAGCUCCAAACUCAGGCUCAGCAGCUCCCCCAGCUGGCAGUGCAUUCAAUCCCACCUCUAACAGCAAUUCCGCAAACCCUGCAGCAAGUACUUCCUCAGCUGGCUCCUCUGGGCCUCCAGUUUCCUCGGCUGCCUCCGCCCCUGGGAUUAACCAGAUGAGCACUACCUCGUCUUCAGGCUUCAGCGGUGGUAUGGGAGGGCAGAACCCCAGCAGUGGGGGUAGCUCUAUCGAUAGAACACAAGGGAACAUUGCCUGUGGCGUAGACCCUGAGCAGGGGAGCUCUACCCAGCCCUACCAGGAUGGACAAGACAGUGUUACCGAAAGGGAGAGAAUCGGAAUUCCCACGGAGCCCGACUCUGCAGACAGUCAAGCCUACCCUCCAGCUGUCGUCAUUUACAUGGUGGACCCGUUCACCUACACUGCAGAGGAAGACUCCACGUCUGGAAACUUUUGGCUGUUGAGCUUGAUGCGCUGCUAUACAGAAAUGCUGGAUAAUUUACCCGAGCAUAUGAGAAACUCUUUCAUUCUCCAGAUUGUGCCUUGCCAGUACAUGCUGCAGACAAUGAAGGAUGAGCAAGUGGUCUACAUCCAGUACUUGAAGUCCAUGGCAUUUUCCGUGUACUGCCAGUGCAGGCGGCCGCUGCCCACACAGAUCCACAUUAAGUCCCUCACAGGAUUCGGGCCUGCAGCCAGCAUUGAGAUGACCCUCAAGAACCCAGAGCGGCCCAGCCCAAUCCAGCUUUACUCCCCUCCCUUUAUAUUGGCCCCAAUCAAAGAGAAGCAGACGGAGCAAGGAGAGACCCUUGGAGAAGCAAGCCAGAAAUACAAUGUGCUCUUUGUGGGCUACUGUCUGUCUCAUGACCAGCGCUGGCUAUUGGCUUCCUGCACUGACCUCCAUGGGGAGUUAUUAGAGACCUGCAUUGUAAAUAUUGCUUUACCAAACAGGUCACGGAAGAGUAAAGUGUCUGCCCGGAAAAUUGGACUGCAAAAGUUAUGGGAGUGGUGUAUUGGGAUUGUCCAAAUGACAUCUUUGCCCUGGAGAGUUGUCAUCGGGCGUCUUGGUCGGCUCGGCCACGGGGAGCUUAAAGAUUGGAGUAUCCUCCUUGGAGAAUGUUCACUACAGACAAUCAGCAAACAGCUCAAGGACGUGUGCCGAAUGUGUGGGAUCUCUGCUGCAGACUCUCCUUCUAUCCUCAGUGCCUGCCUGGUGGCCAUGGAGCCCCAGGGGUCCUUUGUAGUGAUGCCAGAUGCUGUCACCAUGGGCUCGGUGUUUGGCCGAAGCACUGCACUGAACAUGCAGUCCUCUCAGCUGAACACCCCUCAAGAUGCUUCUUGUACACACAUACUGGUGUUUCCCACAUCAUCAACCAUCCAGGUAGCUCCAGCCAACUAUCCCAAUGAAGAUGGGUUCAGCCCCAACAACGAUGAUAUGUUUGUGGACCUUCCAUUCCCAGACGAUAUGGACAAUGAUAUUGGCAUAUUAAUAACUGGGAAUCUCCACUCCUCCCCCAACUCCUCCCCGGCACCCUCCCCGGGCUCUCCCUCUGGAAUUGGUGUGGGCUCUCACUUCCAGCACAGUCGGAGCCAGGGUGAGCGGCUGCUCUCUAGAGAGGCUCCAGAGGAGCUCAAGCAGCAGCCUUUGGCCCUUGGGUACUUUGUAUCAACUGCCAAAGCUGAGAAGUUGCCCCAGUGGUUUUGGUCAUCAUGUCCGCAGGCACAGAACCAGUGCCCUCUCUUCCUAAAGGCAUCACUCCAUCACCACAUCUCUGUAGCACAGACGGACGAACUUCUCCCUGUCAGGAACUCGCAGCGGGUCCCUCACCCUCUGGACUCCAAGACAACCUCUGAUGUUUUAAGGUUUGUGUUGGAGCAGUACAACGCGCUGUCCUGGCUCACGUGCAAUCCGGCCACCCAGGACCGUACUUCCUGCCUUCCCGUCCACUUCGUGGUGCUCACUCAGUUGUACAACGCCAUCAUGAAUAUACUUUAAUGGAAAGCACUUGUUCUCUCUCUCUGGCUCAGUCCCUUCUCUCCUCGCCUCACUCUGAGGAACUGCGGCACUGUGCAAGGGCCGCACCCUUUUCUCCUGACCACUCUCCACAGUCCUGCGCUGUGACGCGCCUCAGCAGGCCUGGUCCGCAGGCCCGGUCCGUUCUGCAGUGUUCAUUGCCACAGUGACUCCUUGAUACGUCUCACAUGGACCUGGAAAUUUCCAUAAGCAGUGGCUUUUAGCGAGCAUGUGGUGUGCAGCCCACGGGCAGCGGUGGCUGUUGGUGGCUUUGAAGAGGAAAACAGAAGAGGAGGCAGUGUCCUUUUGCACAAGAGUCUGUUCUCAGCCUCUGUCCAGCCCUUUGGACGAAGUCCUCUAGCUGUUGGUGUGUGGCCUGUGGGUUACCUGAACUCCAUACCUGGGAUUCUUAAAGCCCUGCGCCACCUCCAGUACGCGACUCAGCACUGGGUUCGCUCCCCAUCACGCCCCCAUCCCGAUGGCGCCAGUGCUUAGGUUGCUCUCAUACCUGUGCGUGUACAUACGAAAGGUCUGCGGACAGCUUCGUCUUGUUUAUUUAUUUUGUUUUGUCCUUUUUUGUGAUUUUCAUUGGAUUUUUUUUAAUUCUUGAGGACCAGGUACAGUAGCUGAAACCCAUCUAAGAUCCACGGUAGGGUUCUCUGACUACAUACCUCUGUCCCAGAAGCCAGAAAAGGAGUGGCGGCAAAUCGGCGAUCAUGUGGGAAGUGACAGUGCCGCAGCCACCAGUGCAAGUUUUGUUAAGGACAAACUGGGUUUUCAAAGCUGUGCCGUGCCACGUGGCCAGCCUUUUGUAAGGGUGACACUUUUAUACCCAGGGUGAUCAAGCUCAACCCAGAGCCGAGGAGGCAAUUACUUCAAUCAGCUUUAUAUACAUACAGUCACAUGGAAAUGUCUUUUCUAGAGAAUUCUUACCGAAAGCCAGGUCUCUCCUCCCAUUAGAUCACAGGGACUUGUGCAUACCACAAUCCAAGGUGUUUGCUAAUAAAAUCAGUUACAAAUAUGGUGAACUUUUUCUGGACCAUAGGAAUAUUAUUUCAAAGAAAUAUUACAACUUAACCGUUACAAUUAGUACUUGAAGUUGAGCCUUCAUGGUGGGACUUUUAUAAAAAUGCCUUUUUAAAGCAUUACUGGCUAAUUGAAGUAUUGUGUGAUUCCUCACGCCAGGCCCGGAGGGUUGGGUUUGCCACGCUGUCUCUGCCCGGCUGUGGGCAGCGGGCAGCCGGCGGCUGGAUCCCUCCCAGGCCCACCCGGCACUGAGCUCUUGCCCACUGUGGAGUCAUGCAGAUUGUAAACGUUCUUCCAAGAGACUUCUAUGUCCUGCUUAUUAACAAAAGAGGAAAGUGUAAUAAUUGAUAUGAUUUUGUAAAAGUAUUUUUCUUGAAAUAAUCUAACGUUUAAAACAUUAUAUUGAAAAGGUUGUGCGGUGGGAAGGUGAACGCAGAGAAACAACUUGUAAAUGAUAAUUGUGUUCUCUCUGCACCACCAUUGAAGGGGGGGAGGGGCGACUUUCGCAAUGUAUAGAUUAAAAAAAUCCGAUAUAUCAAAACCAUUUGUAUCUAAUGUGUACAGUGUAAAAUUGACUUUAAAAAUAUUGCAGUGCUAUUUUUUCUUAAUCAGAAAGGAAAAUUUCAAGGCCUUUUGAAGAGCAUAAGAUGGUGAAGAUUGUAAACUUGUAUAAAAUUAUCAUGGGAGAAGACAAACUGUAAAGUAGAUAUUUGUAAUCUUUUACCACUUUGGGGUUGCUUUUUUUCCCAGAAUUCAUCAUAACUUUGAAUUUUUUUUUAAUGGGCUGUUUUUAAUGCAGGGGCUUUUCUUCUCUAGAAAUGCAAUUCUAAGCAGGAAAAAAAAAACACAAAAAAACAGAAAACCCUACAAAAAUUAAAAAAAAAAAAAGAGGCAGCAAAGGGUAGUUUUCAUCUGGUGUCUUAUUUAAGUUUUUUAAGUUAAGAAAAGCUGGUGACAUAUUUAUACGUUUUUGUGCAAAAAUAAAUGAAUGGCAAUAGAUUUUAAAAAAUCUUAUUAUGUACUUCUGUGUGAAAAAAGUCUGUAUAAUAUUUCCCUUAAAUAUGCAUUAUUUUACUUGUGAGUUUUUUACUGAAUUAAUCUGAAAUGUACAAGCCCUGGAUUUGCUACAGAGUGAGAAGUUAUUUUAUUUUUUUUUAUUUUCAAUUUUGGAAAUUCUGCAGAAAUCAGAACUCUCACCAUGGUUUGAACUAAAAGGGGCGGUGGGCGGGAGGUGUGGGAUUGUGCAGCAUGCUUGUAUGUAUAUUUCAGAACCUUUUUAAAAUGUAAAAGCUGUACAUUUCUGGGAAGUUCUGAAUUACUUUUGUUUCCUUUUUCCUUCCAGCAUUUUGCAGUGAGCUUCUUUUAUAUACAGCAAACAAUUUGAGAGAAUACAAAAACAUGUGAAGUUCAUU